CACUAACCUCUGGGAAAUGUCAGUGUAACCCUCCGCCUGCGGUAGAUGUGCUGAGGCUGGAGUAGCCACCAUUUUGCAUGUCUAGUGUGUUCCUCCCUCCAUUGCUAAUAGAGACGAUUCCAGUCAUUUUCUGGCAUCAUAUCGGCUAAGAAUGCCAGCUCCGAUCAGACUGCGGGAGCUGAUCCGGACUAUCCGGACAGCACGGACCCAGGCAGAGGAGCGUGAGAUGAUCCAGAAAGAGUGUGCUGCUAUCCGCUCGUCCUUUAGAGAGGAAGACAAUACAUACCGUUGCAGAAAUGUGGCAAAGCUUCUUUAUAUGCACAUGUUGGGCUACCCGGCACACUUUGGGCAGCUGGAGUGCCUGAAGCUGAUUGCCUCCCAGAAGUUCACUGACAAACGAAUAGGUUAUUUGGGAGCAAUGCUGCUGUUGGACGAGAGGCAGGACGUUCACCUACUAAUGACAAAUUGCAUUAAGAAUGAUUUGAAUCACAGCACACAAUACGUCCAGGGCCUGGCCUUGUGCACUUUGGGCUGCAUGGGUUCUUCAGAAAUGUGCCGUGAUCUGGCUGGGGAGGUAGAGAAGCUGCUCAAAACAUCCAACUCCUACUUGAGGAAAAAAGCGGCGUUGUGUGCAGUUCAUGUCAUCAGGAAGGUUCCAGAACUGAUGGAAAUGUUCCUUCCAGCAACAAAAAACCUGCUGAGCGAGAAGAACCAUGGUGUUCUCCAUACAUCAGUGGUCCUCCUCACUGAGAUGUGUGAAAGAAGUCCUGACAUGCUGGCCCAUUUCAGAAAGAAUGAGAAGCUGGUUCCACAGUUGGUGAGAAUCCUGAAGAACCUAAUCAUGUCUGGAUACUCUCCUGAGCAUGAUGUGUCGGGCAUAAGCGAUCCUUUCCUGCAGGUGCGGAUAUUGAGACUACUGCGAAUUUUAGGCAAGAGUGAUGAUGACUCCAGUGAAGCAAUGAAUGACAUUCUUGCACAGGUUGCAACAAACACAGAGACAAGUAAAAACGUAGGCAAUGCAAUUCUCUACGAGACUGUACUGACUAUAAUGGACAUCAAGUCUGAAAGUGGACUGAGGGUCUUGGCCAUUAACAUACUAGGGCGCUUCCUUCUAAACAACGACAAAAAUAUAAGAUACGUGGCAUUGACAUCUCUACUAAAGACGGUACAGACAGACCACAAUGCAGUGCAGAGGCAUCGGAGCACCAUUGUGGAUUGUUUAAAAGACCUGGAUGUGUCCAUCAAGAGACGUGCAAUGGAACUGAGCUUCGCCCUGGUAAACGGCAACAACAUUAGAGGCAUGAUGAAAGAGCUGCUCUACUUCCUGGACUCCUGUGACCCUGAAUUCAAAGCAGACUGUGCAUCAGGAGUCUUUCUAGCUGCAGAGAAGUAUGCUCCUUCGAAAAGAUGGCACAUAGACACCAUUAUGAGAGUCCUGACAACAGCAGGGAGCUAUGUGCGAGAUGAUUCUGUUCCCAACCUCAUCCAGCUCAUCACCAACAGUGUGGAGAUGCAUGCCUACACAGUACAGAGACUCUACAAAGCACUGCUGGAUGACAUCUCACAGCAACCUCUAGUGCAGGUGGCGUCGUGGUGCAUAGGAGAGUAUGGGGACUUGCUGGUGUCUGGACAGUGUGAGGAGGAGGAGCCUAUCCAGGUGAGUGAGGAUGAAGUCCUGGAUGUGCUGGAAGGCCUCCUGGUGUCCAACCUGUCCACACCUGUGACCCGGGGUUAUUCCCUUACUGCCAUCAUGAAGCUUUCUACUCGCUUCAGCAGUGUUAACCGAAUCAAGAAGGUGGUUUCGAUAUAUGGCAGUAGCAUUGAUGUGGAGCUUCAACAGAGAGCCGUGGAGUACAAUGCGCUUUUCAAGAAGUAUGACCACAUGAGGCCGGCUCUCCUAGAACGAAUGCCCAUCAUGGAGAAGAGCUCUACUAAUGGCCCCACAGAGAUUGUACAGACAAAUGGGGAGACAGAGCCCUCUGUUGUGGAACCAAAACAUCUACCGCCUGUCACCCAGCCAGCCAACCAGGCUAAUGAUUUAUUAGACCUGCUGGGAGGUAAUGAUGUGGUGCCAGUAAUCCAGACCACGAUGCCCACAAAGCCUGCCUCAGCUGGAGGAGAGCUGCUUGAUCUGCUGGGUGACCUCUCGCUAAGUGGCGGUCCAGCCCCUGCUCCCGCUCCCUCUGUGCCCACUUCCCAACCCUCUUUCCUUCUGGAUGGCCUCUCCUCACAGCCCCUAUUUAAUGACAUUGCAGCUGCAGCUAUUCCCCCUAUGACGGCAUACAACAAGAAUGGUCUGAAAAUAGACUUCACAUUUGAGAGAGCAAAUCCCAAUCCAAACAUCGCGGUCAUCACCAUCCAUGCCUCAAACUCAACAGAGGCCGAUAUGACAGACUUUGUUUUUCAGGCUGCAGUACCAAAGACAUUCCAGCUGCAGCUCCUCUCCCCUAGCAGUAAUGUUGUCCCAGCGCUCAACCAGGGAACUGUCACACAGGUCAUCAGAGUCCUCAACCCACAGAAGCAACAGCUACGAAUGAGGAUCAAGCUGACGUACACCCUCAAAGGCUCGCCUGUGCAAGACCUGGCUGAGGUUAAUAACUUCCCCCCUCAGUCUUGGCAGUGAUGGGCUGCUUCUGUUGCUCUUAAAAGCCCCACCAAGGGAACUAUGAAAACGAUUUUCCUUUCACCUCCCUCCUCUCUUCCAACGGAUCCCCCUGUGACGUCACCGCAGUCCGCUGCCCUCGAGUCGCAUGGGAAGCAGCAGAGCAUCUAACACAGGAGAAACACAGAAUAAUUGGGAAAAACAUAUCAAUCAAUGAACUUUCUCUUUUUCUUUUCUUAAUUGGUUUCCAUGAUUUCUUUGCGUAGUACUAUUUUCCCCACAUACACCCUCUGCCCAGCGCCAUUACCACCCACAAAAGCACAUAUGCACACCAUUCACUGUGGUACAUUUUUACCUCACAAGUCACUGUAGAGAAAAAGUGUUUCCCACUAUGAGCAUUGCAGUAACCAUAGUUUUAUUUGAAUUUAUAAUUAAGCUAAAAUGCAGUUGAAACACAUUGCUCCAUUGAUUUAUGAUUGGCUUUGCAUUCAGAUGAUUUAAUAGCAGCAGCAGAAAAAACUUUCAAUGGUCUAUUUAAGUGAGGUCAUAAACUUCUUGACUCUCCACAUCAUGAGUGAUAUAACUUGUCAGAGUUGUAUUCGUUUUGAAUUACAUUAAUUUGCUUAAUGCAUGUUUGAGCAUUGUUAGGUUCACAAUCACAACUUGGCUCAGAUUCGGGAUUCUCGUACUAGGCCUCGUUAUCCUAUGUUUCUAUAGGAAGUAGUCUACAUUUGUGUUGUCACAAUUAUAAGAAUAUAAACAAAUCCAAGAUGGCCGGUUUGAUCACCUGUGGUUAGUUUUCAGAGAAUGUGCUCAGAUUUUCCCUCACAGCUCUCCCAGAAUCAUCUCACCUGUAGCUUUAGUUUUAGACAUGUAUAAUAAAUUCAGUGGUUAAUUGCUUUGCAUAGUAUAGGGAGGUUCAUUCAUUAGGGUGGAUAUAAACCAUGCCAGAAAUCUAUCUAGAGAAAAGCUAAUUGCAUUUGUGUUGGAGAUCUGCAUUUAAACCUUUCCUGCAACUGUGUCCUCACAGUUGAGCUUGCAAUUUAGAUACAUUUCUGAUUUCUUUAACCUGGUUGAACUUAGUCACCAUGCACAUACAUGUAAAUGAAGCUUGUUAUGAAUGUAGUUACAUGCACUGAAUGCGUUUUUUUUUUUUUUUUUCAAGUCUUUUUCAUGGCUGUCUUUUUUGAUGGGGAAACUCAUCUUAUUGGCACUAUUUUUGUGAAAGUAUGUUUUAUUUCUGCAGUAAUUUGACUUAAUUAUUUAUGCCUGAUAUCAAAGUGAUGUGCCUUUCUGCCUUAGCUAGAUAAAAGCCCCUGAACUAUUGAGUGCUGUAUGAACUUGGUUUUUAAGUCUGCUUGUGUGCUGAUUUUCAGUCUGAGGGAAAUGGUCCUGUUGGAUUUGACUUGGUAUAUCACUUAAUUUAAUAGGUUUUACUUUUUUUACAUAAUGGGUUAUAAUCAGUCACCCACUAAAUAUUGGCCUACCUGGAUGUCCACAGCAAUUACGUUUUUUUUUACGUCUUAAUUUUGACAAAAACAUAAAUUAUAGCUACAUGAUUGUGAUCGUUUCUUUCCCUAUACUGUGUGGCAGACUUUCCAAUUAAAAAUACCUGUUGGAUGUUAUUGACAACAAGGCCUAAAAACGGCAAAUCUCAAAGAUUAUGGCAGCUAAUAGAUGUAAACUUUUCCUAAGCUGGCAUCAACAUUUCAAGUGUUUUUAAAAAGUAUAAAUGUUUGACGAAAGUGAACCAUUAGGAAACCCCUCACCCCCCGUCAAUCAAUGUUGAAGUGAGUUUGGAUCGCUUGGUGAGGUACUGGGACGGGCUGUUCUGUGGUGACUGUUAGGAGUAUGAUUUCUUGGCUCUCGUCUUCUCCAAAUCAGAAUUCUGACCAUGCUGUCGGGGACAGUAACCUUAAUACCUCACAAUGUUCUCUCUUUCUGUUAACUUUCAGUGGCAGUAGAUUGACACCUUUUUGUUUAGUCAUGAAUUGCAAGGGGAGCAUCUGCAUGAGAGAAACUAAUGGUAGUUUGUACAUCUCAAUACUUAACAAGCUUAGCAGCCCUGCGGUGCUGUGUUGAGAUCCUCAGAUGUUCAGUCAGGCUGUAUACUUAUUUUCACUGCUUCACUAUAUUCUAACUUCUGUGACCAAAUCAGAGAAACUAUUAGCUUUGGAAAUAUUUUUGAGCUAUAUGUGUAUAUGGAGAAAAUUAUUUCAGUUUUUCUGUUGUUGACAAAUGUUGGCUUUUUUCCUGUACAUAUUGAGGGCUUUUACAAUUUUGUCUCUUGUACUACCUUUCAUCCUUUUUUUAGACACCAUUUUCUAAAAAUUCCAAUUAUUCACAAUGUAUAUUGUCUAAAUAGAUCUAGUCAACAUCAGUCUAUAGACUUCCCUGUAUCAUCACUUAUUCAUUGUAAAAGAGAUGAUCUGCUGCCUGUACAUUGUAUAUAGUUGUAAAACAAACAAAAGCUGAUCAAAUUAAAUAAAACCCACAUGAAGACUUAAAAGAUCAGCUAGGAAGUAUAAUUGUAUGCAUAUAUGUACAAAACAAUCUUAAAAGGAUGCAAUUGAACUGCAUUUGAUUUACUGUUCUUCAUACUUCAUUCAUGAUAUUUUACCAAGGUAGUUGGUGAGUCAGUAGGGUACUUGUUGGGGUUUCUUUUGAUGUUAAAAACAGGAGUUGAAUCUGUCUUAACAGAUGUUGUCUGAAUGAUGUACUGUACUACUGCGAAACCCAAGCACAGUGCUGCACAGCAGCAUAAGUGGCACCUUGCUUCAUCUGCUUCCCUGCCCCUCAAACACCUCAUGCAUCCACGCCCUCCUGCGAAGAGGAGCAGGUUUCUUGAAAAGAUGUAACUCUUCUUUCUGGCCUUAUGUGUGGUUGAGUGCACUCUUGACAAGUCACAUCUAUUAAACUCCCUUGAACCUAAAUAUUGAUUCGUAAAAUGAUGCUCCUUGGUCUUGGCGUUGUUCGCUCUAGUGGAUGCCUGUUACCUUUUUGUCUGCCAUGUAGCACCUUCCUAUAAGUGUCAUAUAUAUAUAUAGUGCCCCACUAGGAGGAGUUUUUUUUUUUUCUUUUUUACCUCAUUAUGGCCAGCAGGUUUAAAUUGGAAUAGAGUUUUAUCUGGACAGAUAUAAAGCAGUGUCCUUCCCUGGGUCUGAACAGUACAAGGCUUUCUUUUGGCUUCUUUUCGUCCUUUAUCACUGAUAUUAUUUGCCCAUGCAUGGUACACCUUUAAGCUUCUUUCUGUAGUCUCCAACAUGAAAGGUUGGGCUGUAACACAUGUGAAAUUGAUCUGAGCCCUCACUGUUUUAAACUUUACAUGGCAGUUAAUCACUGCAGGAUAUAAGGGAGGAAGUGGAUUUUUAUUUCUGUUGGGACCUUUUUAAAUUUUGUGUUUAUGGAGUGCUACUACCCCAAAACUAAUCUGGACAAGUCUGUGUUACAAUCUAAUAGCCACAAGGGGGAGCUGUGCAAAACGGAAGGCUGAUGGGAUGGGAAAGGAAGUUUCAUACAUCUAUUCCUGAAUGUUUUUGUUGGUGUUGUUUGUAUUGUCUUAUUCAACCAGUAUGUACCCUUGUUAAUCACAUCUGAUCAGUUCUUUAAAUGAUACCGUAAUUCAUGCAGUUUUAAAUGUACAAAUGGAAAUAAACCCAACAGAAGUGCUCUGGACACUGUAACUGAAAAGGAAGAAAAGAAACCGAAACAAAUACCCAUCAGCGUUUGAAGUGGUGUGUGUGUGUGUGUGUGUGUGUGUGUGUGUGAAAGCGAGAGAGAGAGAGAGAGAGAGAGACAGAAAAUAAUCAUGCUUGAGAGAGCGUGAUGGUAUGUGACAUGUCUUUUAUCUAGAUAGGACAUGAUUUCUGGCUGCAAUUUCAACUUUCAGCUUCUGAGCUGCAUGUGAAAACCAGUGUAAAUACUGUCAUUUCUACUCUUGACCUGAGAAUCUUUUUGAAAUGCAAGAAAAGUUCAAGUUACAAAAUCUAUCACACCACCUUCAUGGGUCAGUACUAACAUGUACAAUAGGAAGUUGUUCAGAUAGUGCUCACAAUACUGUUAAUGUUUUUAAGAGUCUGAUGAAAGUGCACAUCCAUCAUUUGGAUAAAUUGGAUAAUUUACUUUUGUUUUUUAUUUGUUAGGGUGAAUUCAGUGUGUAAAGGGCUUGGAAGAGCAUCUGACUUCACUUUUCCUGUUGAAUCAAAAAAGAAAUGCAUCCAUUGUUUUUUGAAAACAAAAUCUGUUUGUAACUCCCUGUAAAACGAUAUGGUAACUGAUUUGUUGGGGGGGGGGGGCAUGAGGUUCACUUUUCCCAGUCAAGUUUGACAUGUUGAACUGAAUCCCAGUUUCAUGGCUUCAAGGUGAGUGUGAAUGUCAGACUGAAAGUAUGAAAAUGAUGAUUAAAGAUAAGAAGUUGUAAACUAUUAAAUGGGAUAUUUUCAAUUUAUGCUGUGUAUUCUUGUCUUGGGUUGGAGAAAAUGAUCAAGCAAAUAAAAUGUCAAAUAAAAAUCUAGUUGAACUAU
Messenger RNA from Micropterus salmoides (largemouth bass), 7125 nucleotides. RefSeq names its product adaptor related protein complex 1 subunit gamma 1 (gene ap1g1). The record is from RefSeq and is a predicted model, not a curated record. The coding region runs from base 152 to 2623 and encodes 823 amino acids. Gene Ontology annotation, cellular component: AP-1 adaptor complex; membrane coat; Golgi apparatus. Lineage: Eukaryota; Metazoa; Chordata; Actinopteri; Centrarchiformes; Centrarchidae. Gene Ontology annotation, molecular function: clathrin-cargo adaptor activity. Gene Ontology annotation, biological process: Golgi to vacuole transport; receptor-mediated endocytosis; intracellular protein transport. The transcript has 24 exons.